AUGAUUGUAGAAGAAGAAGUCGGGGAUCCUGUGCUUGAUGUGGUAAGAUCAAUUCACAAUAAUUAUGUAAGUGAGAUGCUUGAAUGGACAGACUUUAAAUCAACAUGUAAGCAAUUUCCCUUCAACGCACAGCCUGGCCUACAAGUUGAUUUUGAUCUAAAUGAUCCUGUUGCAGCCUUCAAGCAAUUUGUUGUUGAUGAGCUUUUGGACAUUGUAGUCACUGAAACUAACAGAUAUGCUCAUCAGCUUCUGAGUAAUAGGGCUCCGAAGAAACGUGCACCUAUGGCUAAAUGGAAAGAUUGUACUAAAGAAGAAAUUAAAAAGUUUUUAGGAAUUUUAAUGAUUAUGGGGAUUUGUCCUCUUCCUAAACGGCAGAUGUAUUGGUCCAAAAAUCCGAUAUAUGGCAACGUGGUGAUCAANUCCAAAAAUCCGAUGUAUGGCAACGUGGUGAUCAGGAAAACCAUGCCAAGAGAUAGGUUUGAUUGUUUGAUGAAAUGCUUGCAUUUCCAUGAUAAUAAUGUGCCAGUAUUAGAUGAGCCACGUCUUGCAAAAAUCAAAUGCUUGGUUACCUAUGUUAAUAACAAAUUCAAAGAAGUUCUGGUUCCUGAUGAGUCUGUGGUAAUCGAUGAAUCAAUGAUUCCUUGGAGGGGGCGCUUGCUUUUUAGGCAGUACUUGCCUGGAAAGGCACAUAAAUACGGCAUAAAACUCUACAAGAUUUGCUCUACCAACGGGUAUACUUUUAAAGUAAAAGUAUACGCAGGGAAAUCAGAUGUGUUGGCUAAUCAGGGACAUGCUGAGAAAGUUGUUAUGGAACUUAUGGAUGACAAACUACAAGUUGGACGCACUCUGUAUGUGGACAACUUUUACACCUUAGUAAAACUGGCUGAUUUAUUGUUACAAAACAAAACUUACCUGUGUGGUACCCUCCGUAUGGAUCGUAAAGGGAACCCUAAAUCUGUAACAACUGCUAAGAUAUCAAAAGGCCAAAUGGUAUCGAAGGAAAACAGCUCAGGGGUAAAGUGUUUUAAAUGGCGGGACAAAAGAGUUGUUAUGAUGCUCUCCACACGCCCUGAGGAUAGCCAGGAACUUGUUAACUCUGGUAAGAGAAAAAGAUCUGGUGAAGAAUUAUACAAGCCUACUGCUGUUUUGGCAUACAACAAUGCAAAAAAAGGCGUUGAUUUUUCCGACCAGAUGGCUUCAUCAUAUUAUACGCCUCUUCGAAAAUCACUAGCAUGGUACAAGAAGGUUGCCCUUGAGAUUUUACUUGGAUCAUGUGUAGUUAACGCAUUUGUUUUAUGCAACCAGUUUGGGCCAAGAAAAAGGGACAUGCUGCGUUUUAGGGAGAGCAUUAUAAACCACCUACUACAAAAAGAUCCUCAACCUAGAACCCAAACACCAGCUCAACAACCUAACAAGAAAAAACAUCAGUUGGCUAAGAAAGAAGGAAGCGUGAGAGCAAACAGAAAAAGGUGUGUCCAUUGCUAUCAACAGCUAUCUGCAGAAAAAGGAGCACAGGCUGCGAGGAAGCUGUCGAAGAGAGUUGUCACUUUUUGCAACACCUGUGAAGGGAAUCCCCCAAUGUGCAUAGAUUGUUUUAAUAAAAACCAUUAA
This is a messenger RNA of Daktulosphaira vitifoliae (grape phylloxera), 1611 nucleotides long. Its product is annotated as piggyBac transposable element-derived protein 4-like. Bases 1 to 1611 code for a protein of 536 amino acids. The record is from RefSeq and is a predicted model, not a curated record. NCBI's taxonomy places the organism in Eukaryota, Metazoa, Arthropoda, Insecta, Hemiptera, Phylloxeridae. The transcript has a single exon.